Messenger RNA from Ooceraea biroi (clonal raider ant), 624 nucleotides. RefSeq names its product extensin. NCBI's taxonomy places the organism in Eukaryota, Metazoa, Arthropoda, Insecta, Hymenoptera, Formicidae. The record is from RefSeq and is a predicted model, not a curated record.
AUGAGCCGACGAGAGCACGAGCAAGCACGGGCCGUGGCCAGUCAGGCCGUGCGUCCCGCUUAUUCGCCACCAAAAGAGGCAACCAGCAGACCACCUAUCAACCGGCCGUGGUACCCCCGGUCCCGGCAGGAUAAGUUGUGCGCCGCUUUAGAAACGCCGCCACCACCGAGCCGGCCCGGAAUGCGGUCAAGCAGACUGGACAGCGCGCAAUCAGCCGCGCCGCCAGAACACCGGGCGCCCUUAACACCAGCCCAAUUUCGAACCGAGAUGGAGGCCCUGUUUGGGCAGUUCUCCGACUCCGACUUCGAUAUGGACCUCGGAGUAAUCGAGGAGCCGAGACCACCUACCCCGUCGGCAAAUCCGGCCGCAACGGGCACGACGCAGCCGCCACCGCCACCGACACAGCCGCUACCACCGCCGAACCGGGCACGACCGUCGACCCCGGCCUCAACAUCAUCAGCUAUCCGAGGGCUCGCCAGCCCCCGGAUCCCGUACGACGUCGCCGACCGCCUCCGACCGGAACAAAAGUACAGACACCGGGAUCCGAAGACCGGGCAAACGUUCCUGCUACACCGCCGCCCGCAGGGAGAACUAAUCUUCCGACCAGUCCGCCGGAGGGAUUAA